Messenger RNA from Periophthalmus magnuspinnatus, 1377 nucleotides. Its product is annotated as histidine-rich protein PFHRP-II-like. The transcript is spliced from 2 exons. The record is from RefSeq and is a predicted model, not a curated record. Lineage: Eukaryota; Metazoa; Chordata; Actinopteri; Gobiiformes; Gobiidae. The coding region runs from base 1 to 1377 and encodes 458 amino acids.
AUGUGGUACGACAUGAACGAGCAUAUUUUGGCUCUCGCUCUGAGGCAGACGUGGCUCAUUCUGAGGCAGACGCGACUCAUUCAGAGGCAGACGCGGCUCAUUCUGAGGCAGACACGGCUCGCUCUGAGGCAGACGCGGCUCAUUCAGAGGCAGACGCAGCUCGCUCUGAGGCAGACGCGGCUCAUUCAGAGGCAGACGCGACUCAUUCAGAGGCAGACGCGGCUCAUUCUGAGGCAGACACGGCUCGCUCUGAGGCAGACACGGCUCCCUCAUUCAGAGGCAGACACGGCUCGCUCUGAGGCAGACGCGGCUCAUUCAGAGGCAGACGCGGCUCAUUCAGAGGCAGACGCGGCUCAUUCAGAGGCAGACGCGGCUCAUUCAGAGGCAGACACGGCUCAUUCUGAGGCAGACGUGGCUCAUUCAGAGGCAGACGCGGCUCAUUCAGAGGCAGACGCGGCUCAUUCUGAGGCAGACGCGGCUCGCUCUGAGGCAGACACGGCUCAUUCUGAGGCCGACGCGGCUCGCUCUGAGGCAGACGCGGCUCAUUCAGAGGCAGACGCGGCUCAUUCAGAGGCAGACGCGGCUCGUUCUGAGGCAGAUGCGGCUCGUUCUGAGGCAGACGCGGCUCACUCUGAGGGAGACGUGGCUCAUUCAGAGGCAGACGCGGCUCGCUCUGAGGCAGACGUGACUCAUUCAGAGGCAGACGCGGCUCGCUCUGAGGCAGACGCGGCUCAUUCAGAGGCAGACGCGGCUCAUUCUGAGGCAGACGCGGCUCGUUCAGAGGCAGACACGGCUCGUUCAGAGGCAGACACGGCUCGUUCAGAGGCAGACGCGGCUCGUUCAGAGGCAGACGUGGCUUGCUCUGAGGCAGACGCAGCUCAUUCAGAGGCAGACGUGGCUCGCUCUGAGGCAGACGCGGCUCAUUCAGAGGCAGACGUGGCUCGUUCUGAGGCAGACGCGGCUCGCUCUGAGGCAGACGCGGCUCAUUCAGAGGCAGACGCGGCUCAUUCAGAGGGAGACGUGGCUCAUUCAGAGGCAGACGCGGCUCAUUCAGAAGCAGACGUGGCUCAUUCAGAAGCAGACGCGGCUCAUUCAGAAGCAGACGCGGCUCGCUCUGAGGCAGACGCGGCUCAUUCAGAGGCAGACGCGGCUCGCUCUGAGGCAGAUGCGGCUCAUUCAGAGGUAAAUGCGGCUCGCUCUGAGGCAGACGCGGCUCAUUCAGAAGCAGACGUGGCUCGCUCUGAGGCAGACGCGGCUCAUUCAGAGGCAGACGUGGCUCGCUCUGAGGCAGACGCGGCUCAUUCAGAGGCAGACGUGGCUCGCUCUGAGGCAGACGUGGCUCAUUCAGAGGUAAAUGCGGCUUGUUCUGAGCUCUGA